Molecule: messenger RNA, 1340 nt
Organism: Dinoponera quadriceps
Lineage: Eukaryota; Metazoa; Arthropoda; Insecta; Hymenoptera; Formicidae
Product: box C/D snoRNA protein 1
Exons: 7
Coding region: 14-1084 (356 amino acids)
Biological process (GO): snoRNA localization; box C/D snoRNP assembly; maturation of LSU-rRNA from tricistronic rRNA transcript (SSU-rRNA, 5.8S rRNA, LSU-rRNA)
Cellular component (GO): pre-snoRNP complex; nucleus
Source: RefSeq, a predicted model, not a curated record
UUGUCACAACUGUAUGCAGUUAAAUUGUGUCUGUUGUCGAUGGCCUAGAGAAUACACGAGGAAGAUGGCUACCACCAUUGUCAAGUUAAAAGAUUGCGAAGUCUGUGACAUAAAAAAAGCAAGAUAUACUUGCCCAAAAUGUGAGGUUAGAACGUGUUCUCUUACGUGUGUAAAUAUUCACAAAAAGGAGCUAAAAUGUGAUGGGAUUCGGGACAACACGAAAUAUAUCUCGCUAAAAUCAUUUACAGAUUUAGAUGUAUUAAGCGAUUAUCGUCUUCUCGAGGAGAUAGGCAGAACAGUCAAUGAAUAUAAAGGAAAUCCAAAGAAAAAAUAUACACGUCAAGGUGUACCACUACCAUUAUAUUUGUACAAACUGAAGUCAGCUGCGUUUUCCAGAAAAAUAUCUCUGUCAUUUAUGCCACAAAACUUUAGUCGACGUAAAGCAAAUACUACAUAUCUCAAUUGGAAGACUAAUGAGCUUUUCUGGCGAAUAGAAUGGAUUUUCCCACAAGCAGAAAACAUAAAGCGGAUAACAACAAAGGCUCUAGAAACUACGAGAGUAUCAACACUUGUGGAUCAGCUGCUCGAUCCUGUUCUUUUAUUAAAGGAUAAAACUGAUAACACAGAAUUAAAUGUAAAAUUGCCUGAAAAUGUAGUUGAUAGGUUACAAUUUUAUAAAGCAGCUGGAUCAAAUAAUAUUAAAGUUUUGCUAAAAGCUGAAAAAGUGAAAAAAUCAAGUUACAGGUUCUAUGACUUAGAUCUCACACUUACAUUGAAAGAAAAUUUGCGAAAUAAGACUAUAAUAGAAUUUCCAACACUAUAUGUUGUUAUGAAGGAUCAUUCUUAUAUGUAUGAAAUUAUAGACACUGAUGAAGAAACGAGCGAAACAGAAUAUGAAAAUCGUACAGCAAGAAAAAAAUGCACCAAUAACGCUUUUGAGAAUAAGGAAGAUCCAAUAAAUUAUUUCUUCAAUGAUUUUUCAGAAUUUGAUGAUGAGAACAUGAGUGAUAGAUUACACAGAGACAAAUACUCAACUGGUCUUGAUAUACCUUAUUAUGAAGAACUACCGAAGACUAGUCCCUAAUCUUUAUAAUGAUGGCAUACCAUUGGCUAUUAUUAUUAAUAUUUACUUAUAUAUUCCCAGAUAUUUUUAUUGUAAAUACAUUAUCGUUAUAGUUUUGGUACAAUACAAAUAUGAUUAAUAUUAAUAUGACAAUGUAUAUGAUCGACAGUAUACAUAUAUUUUUUUAUUUAGUUUCUUUUCCUUUGAGAAUACAUACAUCUGCAUAUCACCAGAAAAUAUAACCACAAUUAAUAGUAAAUAUAUUUUUUUCAAAUCA